This is a messenger RNA of Clarias gariepinus (North African catfish), 1057 nucleotides long. RefSeq lists its product as uncharacterized. The record is from RefSeq and is a predicted model, not a curated record. The transcript is spliced from 6 exons. Bases 270 to 917 code for a protein of 215 amino acids. NCBI's taxonomy places the organism in Eukaryota, Metazoa, Chordata, Actinopteri, Siluriformes, Clariidae.
GGAAAGCACGUGUCUGUGUUUGGGGGUCGACAAGGGGAGGACAAAUUACAUCCAGGAAAAGAGCAAUAUAUCAAGGUGUACUGUAAUUAGGGAAUAUUUCUGCAAUCACUGUAGGGGUAUUAGCCUUUAUCGCUGGUGAAAAAUCGAAUUUUCCAAUCGACGUUUCGCAAUCUGGGAAAGUCCGUAAACACCGUGCUGCAUGAACCUUCAAAAAGCAAAGAGAGCAAACUUUUUAUUCCAUUGAGAACGAGGAACACGACCGCACGAACAUGACAGCUGUAGCAAUAAAGCUGCUUUCCCUGCUUACAGUGCUCUCCUUGGCUGAUGUUCAAGCACAGACCGCGAACUGCUCUCCUUAUCAAUGGACCUUUGAGCAGAUCUCUGAGAAGCUGAAGAUCCCAAGUGAUUGUUUAAAAACGCGCAUUGAUGAAUGGACAACCAACCAAACUGCAGAAAUAUUCAACAACCUGAACCGGCUGGUGGAUAUUAUUAAGAAAUAUAAAAAAAAAGAAUGUACGGAUGCUUCUCCUAAACAAUGCCCAGUUCCAGAAGCUCCGAGUAACGGAGGGGUGGUGUGUGUGUCUGUUGGAGAGAAUCGCUUCUGUAAACCAAUGUGCAAUAAGGGCUACGACUUCAGCUUCUUGAGGAUUUCAAGGCUGUAUGAGGAAUGCAGCAAUGUCACGAUGUACCAUUGGACCUCUCAGUACGUGGGCGGCAACAGGCUGGCCAUCUGUGACGAGUCCAAAAGUCCAGUAGCAGGUGCGCCCUCAGCCUACUUCCCCGAGAACCAGGACUGCUUUACGACUCUAAGCAACUCAACACUUGAGCUGAAAAUCAUUAAGAAAUUUCAAGAGGAGCUGGGGCAGAAAAAUAUUAAAGGUCCUUACAAAGAUCAGUGUCUUAUGUGCGGAAAGUGAGCUUUCUCUUUCCCUGGUAAGGUGAAACCCUGGACCAAGGAUGUUUGAAUUUCAUAAUUAAACCUGUAUUCUGAGCUUAAGAAUUGUAAUACACAUGUCUUAGUCCCACCUAUUAAAAAACUCAUCAGUAAAACCAUAAA